AUGUCUUCUUCCACGACCCAAGUCAAUGGCAACGCCCCGUCUUCCGGCCUUUUAUCUCCUGAAUCUGCUCUUGAAGUUCUCCAGACCCACUACAAAACCCGCGAUGGUCUCGCCGUUCAGCAGCUCAUGGACAGCACGAUCCACGGAGGCCUCACCUACAAUGACUUCUUGUUGCUCCCCGGAAAGAUCGACUUCCCCGCGCACGUCGUCUCUACCGAAAGCCGGAUCACGCGCAAUGUUGUUCUCAAGACGCCGUUCAUGAGCAGCCCCAUGGACACCGUCACCGAGACGAACAUGGCCAUUGCAAUGGCGCUCCUCGGUGGUAUUGGUGUGAUCCACCAUAACCAGUCGCCCGAGUCACAGGCGGCCAUGGUUCGUGCCGUCAAGCGCCACGAGAACGGUUUCAUCUCCGACCCUGUUUGCCUCGGCCCGGACGCUCUUGUCGACGACGUCCUCGACAUCAAGGCGCGCUUGGGCUUCUGCGGCAUCCCUGUCACUGAUACCGGCGCGCUCGGGGGAAAGCUUCUGGGCAUAGUGACUGCUCGCGACAUUCAGUUCGCUGCCCAUGAUGUUCGCCUGCGCGAAGUCAUGACUCCCGUCGAGGCGAUGACUGUCCUCAACGCGGAGUCGCUGUCCGGAUCGUCCGAAGGCGCCAAGCUCGCUGCUGCAAACGAACUUCUUCGCACCUCGAAGGUUGGCAAGCUUCCCAUCGUCGACGGAGAGGGCCGUCUCCGCUCCCUUGUUGCGCGCUCCGACUUGCUCAAGAACCAGACUUAUCCUCUGGCAAGCAAGACGGAGAAGAAGCAGCUUUACGCUGCUGCUGCCAUCGGCACCCGGGAGCACGACAAGGCGCGCCUGGCGCUUCUUGUCGAAGCCGGCCUCGACAUCGUCAUUCUCGACUCGUCGCAGGGCAACUCCGUCUUCCAGAUCGAGAUGAUCAAGCACAUCAAGUCGACAUACCCGCAUGUCGAGGUCAUUGCCGGCAAUGUUGUCACCCGCGAGCAGGCUGCAAGCCUUAUCGCGGCGGGUGCGGAUGGCUUGCGUAUUGGCAUGGGUUCCGGCUCGAUCUGUAUCACUCAGGAGGUCAUGGCCGUUGGCCGUCCGCAGGCAACUGCCGUCUAUGCUGUCGCAGAGUUCGCCAGCCGCUUCGGCGUACCCGUUAUCGCCGACGGCGGUAUCAGCAACGUCGGCCACAUCGUGAAGGCACUCGCUCUGGGCGCAGGCGCGGUCAUGAUGGGCGGUCUCCUCGCGGGUACGACUGAGGCGCCGGGAGAGUACUUCUACCACGAGGGCAAGCGUGUCAAGGCGUACCGUGGCAUGGGUUCGUUGGAGGCGAUGGAGCAGGGCAAGCCCGGCAAGCCCGUCGACAAUAAGGCGACGACGGGCAAGGGCAAGUACGCCGUGUCGAAAAGCACUUCGCAGGCAGACGCACACGUCGUUGAGAACGCCGCGACUGCGCGCUACUUCAGCGAGGCGUCGGCCGUCAAGGUCGCGCAGGGUGUAUCGGGCGAUGUGCAGGACAAGGGUUCCGUGAAGGACUUCUUGCCGUACCUCUACGCUGGUGUGCAGCACUCCUUCCAGGAUAUUGGUGUCCAGGGUGUGGAGGCCCUUCGGGCGGGCGUCAAAGCGGGCGAGGUCCGCUUCGAGCUCCGUACCGCGAGCGCGCAGGUCGAGGGUGGUGUCCACGGCCUUAACUCUUACACCAAACGUCUCUUUGCUGCUGUCUGA
Molecule: messenger RNA, 1728 nt
Organism: Peniophora sp. CBMAI 1063
Lineage: Eukaryota; Fungi; Basidiomycota; Agaricomycetes; Russulales; Peniophoraceae
Source: the annotation of a GenBank genome assembly